AUGCUCCGCAUCCAAAGGCUGGCCGCCUCCGCAGGGAGCUCGCCACUUCUCCUAAAGAUUUUACCACGCCUCUCCCUCGUUAUCUUGAUUCUUUGUGUUGUCUAUCAGUAUUUUGUAUUCGGCCAGCACGAUCCUUACAGGUGCGGUAGCUUGCUCUCGAGUGGAAGAUGGCGCUCUAGUCAAGACUCGAACUUGCCGAGAGAUAUCUUCAAGAGAUGGGAGCCCGAAGACUGUCGCAUGCGCGAGCUGUCCCGUGAAGAUAUGUCGAGCUGCUUGAGGGACCGUCGCCUAGUGAUUGCCGGCGAUUCGACCAUGCGCCAAAUCUACUUUGCUGCCAUGACCCGGUUGGACCAUCACGUCGCCGAGAAAGCCAUCCUUGACUUUGCCGUUUCCAAAAACAAGCACCUGAACCUUGCCAAAGACGUCGAGGGUGUGAAGCUCGAAUUUAUCUGGGACCCAUGGCUCAACUCCACCGCCCUUUUCAGCCAAUUGGCUCGAUUCCGGGAACGUCCUGGCUCUGCAGAUUACGAGAAACUCGUCCGCAAGGAGGGCAAAGACUCGGCCGCCCUCAUUGUUGUUGGUACACCAGGUCUCUGGGCGGCUCGCCAGGGCGGUGAUCGGUACUUGGAGCUCUUCAGAGAAGGCAUCAACAACCUGAUGCCGUACCUGCAUCGUGAUUUUGAUCACUUGGUGGUGCUGCCCAAGAGCAAGUCGCAGUCGGCAUUCGAAGAGCUCUCCAACCAUGUGCUUGUCGCACCCGUGCCUAUCCCAGCGUAUGACAAGCUAUUGACGUCCCGGGCAAGAACAAUCACGCCCGAGAAGAUAGACGCCAUGAACUGGAAUCUGGACAAUUUUGAGCCGGCGGAACGAACACAUGUCAUCGAGAGCUACAAUGCAAUGCUGGAUAGCCACGACGAUGCUCUUCUUGACGACGGGCUGCAUGCUGUAGACAUUGUGGCCGAACGGAAACUCGACGUUAUUUUGAACGCUCACUGCAACUCUGGAUUGGUCAGAAAUGGAUACGCAAACCAGAUCACUUGUUGCGCCCCCUACCCGUCCCUGUCCGGGGUUCAGGUGCUGCUUCUUGGACUCAGUAUUCUAGCGCUGCCUAUCCUAUUUCUGGACCGGAGACAGGACGCUUUCCCUUCCGCUCGUACGCCGCAGGUCAUGGACUCUCUGCUUGCCGCAGCCACCCUCGUCGCCAUUGCUGUUUACUGCCUGCUCGCCGACCGCACUCACCUCUUGAUCAAGCAUGAUAAGCAUUUCGACGUGCCCGACUUUAUCUUGCCUGUCAUUGGUCUGGCAAUUCUCGCAGGCCUCUCCCUUCGGUCAAGACCGCCUGUUCUGUCUUCCGCAAAAGGUCUCACGACGACUUCAUUUCUGUCCCGUGAACAAACCGACGAGUGGAAGGGUUGGAUGCAGGCGUUCAUUCUGCUAUACAACUACCACGCUGCAUCCGAGUCACUCGCGAUGUACAAGGUGCACAAGUUCCUAGUGGCGACUUACAUCUUUCUGUCCUGCUAUGGCCACACAAGCUACUUUCUCCGUACAGAGGACUUCACAUUAAGACGGGCAACGUAUGUGCUGGUCCGGCUCAACCUUCUCAGCUGCAUUCUAGGCCUCGCGACGUCCAGCGAAUGGAUCAUCUACUCGGCGCCGCUCAUGACGUUUUGGUUCGGUGUAACAUUCGCAUCGCUGGCUUGCUUCAAAACGCUCAACAACAACCCUGUCGCCUUCUUUCUCAAGAUUGUGGUCUUCGCAACCUGCACGACCUUCCUGGUCCGAAGCACACACCUCCCGGAGACGUUCUUGAGGGUUCUCAAGUCAACCAGCGGCAUUCAUUGGAACGUGGAUAUGCUGCGGUCGCAUUUCGCGUUGAAUCGCUUCGUGCCGUACUUUGGCAUACUCACAGCUGCAGCUGCCCAUCGAAUUUCCGUUCUUCGCUGCCGUCAGCACGGCAUCAACGCUCGCGCGCCAUUCGAAAGAGCCAACGACGCCUUUGAUCGGGGGAUUUUGGAGGUUGCGUAUCCCGAGAGAGACGCGAUUCCGGUGAAGCCGAUAAUGAUAUGCUUUGCGAUUGCCUAUCUCGUCGUAUUCAUCAUCUUGGCAUUUGCGGCGGACGUCUACCACAACAACGACUCCUACAACGCUUUUCACCCAUACACCAGUCCUUGGUUUGUCCUGUCAGCAGUCAUCACGCGCAACUCCUUCAAAGCACUGCGUGAACUUCACGUUCCACUGGGUGCAACUCUUGGACGGUUGUCCCUCGAGGCGUACGUUCUUCACCACCACAUCUGGUUAGCCAGCGAUGGCGCCGGGGUGUUAAGAAUCGGGCGCCCGGGCUACCUCCCGAGGUCGCUUGAAGUAGUAAUAAUCGCAGCUAUAUUCCUCUGGGCGUGCGCUAAGAGCCACAGUGCCACUCGACGUAUUGCCUGCAGCAUGACAGGUACUGAGAGCCAGGAGGAAUCUGAGGACGUCACUCUGGGUCGACCCGUUAGGGACGGUAAGAAGAGUCCUAUUCCGUGGCAGCCCGCAGUGGCAGACGACAAAGCAGCAGAGAAGGCGGCAGGGAGUGUGAAGCAGAGCGGCACCUCUGUUUCGAACGGCGCUUUGAGGCUUCGGGUUGUGGGAUUAUUGGCGGUGCUGUGGUUGGGAAACGCGAUCUCACUUGCUGCUGCUGCCCCAGCAACUGCACCCGCGCAAGACGCCAAAGCCGCAGACAAGGGCGCGCAAAAGCAGGACCAGAACAAGGACCAAAACAAGAACAACAAGAAUAACAAUAAUGGAAAGACCAACAACAACAACAACAACAACAACAACAACAACAACAACAACAACAACAACAACAACAACAACAACAACAACAACAACAACAACAACAACAACAACAACAACAGCAAUAACAAGAACAACGGAGACGUGACGAUUAUACAAAACAUCAUCAAGCCCAACAUCAUCGUCGUGCAGGAGAACCUCGACAAGAUCAACCAGCUCCAGCGCCAGAACGAGAGGGAGUUGGCGUUGCUGGUACAGUCCCAGCUUGCUCUUGCGACGCAACUGCAGGCUGUCAAGGACAACAUUCGCAUCAACCACUUCAAGGCGCAGUUUCCCCAAGCGAACACCAUCAUCGUGACCGUCACUGGCGUCGUUGACAACCGCCAAGGUGGAGGACAGAACAAGCGAUACCUCGUGAACCAGCUCCUCGCCGACAAUGGCAAGCCGGGACAGCAAGCCUUGGUAAUGGUCAAUGACCCGACACCCAUGGACAUCUCAACGCAACAGGCGGCAUCUUCGCAAUCCGACACUUUCGGGGCUGCCCGCGUCGCACUCGACUCUGCCUCUGAUGCCGUGUCGAACAACACCGACGGUGUCCAAGCCGCCGCCGCUCCCACUCCAGGAGCCGACGAAAGCGACACCACCCUCAAGCUUGCUGCGUUCGACCAGGCCGCUCCGUUUGGACAAGUCGGCCAGAGCAUCAUCCUUCCCGCGGGCACGCAAGCUCCUCAACUGGCCGCGUCAGUUCCAGACCCCGCCGCCAUCAUUCUGCCGAAUCAGGCCGGUCUCUUCGUUUCCAACGCAGCUACUUUCCUAACAGACUGCGCCUCGACCGCCGCCAAUGCUGCUGCCGGCAAUCCUGCACUCGCUGGAGCUGCUUUGAACAUCUUCUCCUCGUUCCAGCAGAUCGCUGCCGCACAGCUUGCGGGUCUGUCGGGUCUGGGCAUCUUUAACAACGCCGGACAGGUGCAGGGACAGCCUCUGGGUGCUAUUGCCGUUGGUGCCAACCAGCCGGCUGCGGCCGCUCCUCCUGCCGUCGCUCCUCCAGCCCAGGGAGGAUCUCUUGGUGCCAUUGCCGUCGGCGCAAACCAGGGCCAGCCAGCCGCGGCGCCUCAGCCUCCGGCCGCGGUUCUCGCCGGGGCUAACCAAGCGCAACCUGCUGCUGCUUCCCCACCGCCGCCUCAGGGAAGCUCGGGAUCAGGUGUGGUAAUCGUGGGAUCGAGCCCGGGAGGAGCUCCAGCACCAGCUGCUCAGCCUGCGGCGCAACCUGCGGCGCAACCCCCUGCGGCCGUUCUCGACGGGGCGAAUCAGGCGCCCGCAAAUCCACCAGCUGUGGCCCCGGCUCCGGCCCCGGCAGCAUAG
Colletotrichum gloeosporioides is the source of this 4137-nucleotide messenger RNA. Its product is annotated as putative O-acetyltransferase CAS1. Bases 1 to 4137 code for a protein of 1378 amino acids. The record is from RefSeq and is a predicted model, not a curated record. Lineage: Eukaryota; Fungi; Ascomycota; Sordariomycetes; Glomerellales; Glomerellaceae. The transcript has 5 exons.